AUGGGAAAUAACGCAGAGGAGAGCGUAAACGGAGAGAAAGGGACGGAAAGAAAUGGGACUUCCUCCAGCCAGAUCCUGUCGGGAAAACAGGAACACUUUUCGGGCGAGAUCGCGGAGCUCAAUUCCCCAACCGCGUUACGGAGAUUCGGUGCUCCCUUCAAGUCGGAUUUUGGAGAAAUAGCACCAGUUGACUCAGAAUUACCUAUUCUCCGGUAUAUAUUCGUCAACCAUGUGCGAAAUUUCCCGUUUUUGGAUAAGGCGCAUGAGAAGGAAUUUUGGCAGGACCGUCUACAGGUGGACGACUUUGGUGAGACGAACAUUGAGAUAUCACCAACAUGCGCUUCGUCAAAGGCUAUGAAGCAGUUCUUAACCGAUAAACCAAUCACUCUGAACGAGGAGGAACAGAUAGAUAUUGCGAGAAGGAAAGAACUUGACGCCAAACGAAUCGAAGAGCAGAAACGCUUCUAUGAAAUUGCCCGGAAACGCGCUCGGGAGUUGGAUGUCUACAUGGAACAGUUCAGGCGGGAUAUAGUGGAAAGUAAUGGCCUUACGAAAUUGUUCCAAGAGAUCAAGGAAAAGGACUCCGUAGAAGCUUUAAGCCCCAAAUAUCAAAAGUUUGCGGAGUGGUUGCGUAUCGAGGUCGCCGCCACGCUAUACCACGUCUUUUUAGCCGAGGACAAUUCUCCCGAGUUAUUUGCCCAGGCUAAAAGAAUACAUUCACUGAUCCCGUAUACUAUUUUAAAGAAUGUUAUCCGCAUAGCCAACCCUGCUGCUGUGAUGGCGGGUGUCCUGGACCUUUUCCUUGCUCAGCCAUUCGGGGCUCGAUCUCUUCUGCAACGCAUAUUCUCCAUGGCAAUCCAAGACGGCAUGAAGGCUUUCCAGAAAUCAGUUGAUAGUUUAGCCACUAAGAUCGAAGACGACAUUCUGGUCGAUAAACUACGAGCAUUUACAGAAGCUGAUGAAAGCGUGAAAAACGACCUUCGUGCAGAGGCAGAGGCAGAAAGCGUUGAUAUUGUCGUUGUUAUAUUACGGUCAGAGCAUUUUGAGCCGGAAUUGACAGUUCGUCAGAUAGAGAAGGUGUUUAAUUCAUACGUUGCCUGGGUCAGCGCAGUUGAGAGUAUUCAUGAUCCUGAAAUACAACAAGGCGCCCAAUGGUUCUCGUAUCUAAAGCAGCUCCUGAAAGUACUCACCAGACAGAGGGACAAGGCAAUGAUGUUAAACAUUAUUGAAGAGCCCGUGACAUUACAACUUUUCCGUGACUUAUUCACCAUCUUCUACGAACCUCUCGUCCGUGUUUACAAAUCUGCAAAUGUCUACAAUAGCAUUACGGACUUUGCAGAAUUUGCGAACGACGCUAUAGCCGUGAUUGAGCGAGCCCAACGACAGGAUGUUUCUGCUGAUCCAAACCAAACUGUCCAGUCCUUCAUCGAUCUUUGCACUCGCCAUCAGCAGAGCUUUUACAAAUUUGUCCAUGAGGUACAUCUUCAUGACAAUGGCUUGUUUGCUUCACUGAUGAGCUGGCUGGAAGAUAUUCUCAAGUUCCUCCGUGAGGGGCCAGAAAGUGGAGGCAAGCUUGACAUGAAUGCCCUCUUUCAAGGAGCUGUUUCAGCCAGCCAAAUCGACAAGACUCUCGCCAUCCAAGAGAUUGAUGCUGUUAUCAAAUGGCAUUCAGACCGAAAGAAAUGGCACCAGGACAAAACCCGACAGAAGAUGGCUGCCGAAGGGGUUUCUGACCCAAUGCCGGGUGUCACGACAUUCAAGAGCAGUGACUUUGGGCUAGACGAGGCCGAUUUGGAAGAUCUAGCAAUUGAAGAUGAUGCUUCGGAUCCGUCUGAUGAAGACUCAGAAGACGACGAAAUGGACCCUAUCGCAUUCGAACGGAAACGUCGCGCUAAACAUCAGGAUCGCCUGCGUCGCACUGCGGAAUGUCGCUGCAAGGUAGAAGCCAGUCUUCUCCUAAUCGACGUCCGUCUUGGGCUGGGGGGAAGCCUGAAUCCCACCUCCCCACCGACGGAAGCCACCAAUGCAACUGCGAUCCUCCUCGAGAAGCAAAUUAUUUUGAGACGAAGAACGGCGGCAAGAAUCACGGGCGAUGGUGGAUGCGGGUUCUUUCUAUGGGACGAUGACGCAAAGCAAAGAGAGGCAGCGCAAAAGCCAACAGCCGAGGAGGAAGACUGCUAUGAAGCUUUUGAAAGUGACCUAGUCCACGCCGUGGAUGAGAGAGUCAAACAAAGUCCCAUAUUACGAACCCCACAGGCAAACCGUAUCCGCGAUUCAAUCUUCCGCGGCGGGCUUCUUACACCAGAAUCUCAGCCAAAGAGAAGGAGAGAUGGGGAUAUUACCGACUAUUUGGAUCCAGACGAAAGUCCUAGCAAGCGCGGGAGGUUGAACAUAUCCGCCUCACAGACAACAAGACGAGAUAUCACCCCCCUUUUUACAGAAAACCAGGACGUCUCGUACCCUUCAUUAGCAUCAAGAUUAGAUGUCUUGGAUGCAAUUCCUCCACCACCUCUAUUUUCCACCCCUAAUAAAAGAACACAGUCGCUGGGAAGCGUUACACGCACAACUCGGGAAACGUUACCUGACCUCCCGUCAACUCCAACUCCGUCACGAGUCGCAUCUUCGCCUUUCUGCUUACCUGCGUCAGAAGGAAACAAUAAACGAUCUCGACAAUCUGAGCUCAAGACACAAAUUUUUGACUUACUAGAGUCUCACAAAGUCCAUUUACCGCUCAAGACUAAGCAAGAUUUAGCCGGGUUGCUUGAUAUGAACGACCUACGGACGCUAGGGAUUAUAAAGGGAAGGGACAUAUCGAGACUAGCUAUAAAGGAACGGGAGAAGCGAAUAGAAGGCUUAUUGAGCCGCAUCGAGGUCCUGGAGGCAGAAAGGGAGUCGUGGAGGGCACUAUCGUUAAAUAUAUACAGUACUCUGCCAAAUGGCAGUGUCGUUGGGAGCGCGGAUAAUGGACGUGGGGAGGAGCCUCUUGAGAGUGCAGAAUAUAUCUAG
Molecule: messenger RNA, 3006 nt
Organism: Arthroderma uncinatum
Lineage: Eukaryota; Fungi; Ascomycota; Eurotiomycetes; Onygenales; Arthrodermataceae
Product: PX domain-containing protein
Exons: 11
Coding region: 1-3006 (1001 amino acids)
Molecular function (GO): phosphatidylinositol binding
Source: RefSeq, a predicted model, not a curated record